Messenger RNA from Notechis scutatus (mainland tiger snake), 5843 nucleotides. NCBI's taxonomy places the organism in Eukaryota, Metazoa, Chordata, Lepidosauria, Squamata, Elapidae. The record is from RefSeq and is a predicted model, not a curated record.
AACGAGGGGGCGGUCCCGCUGGGCAGCAGCCACAGGAUUCCUGUCAGGAGCGGCGGCGGCGGCGGCGGCGGCGGCUGGAGUGGCGCCCGCGGAGCCGCUUCUUCGUCCGCCCCCGCAGCGCGGCCCCGGAGCGGCGAUGCCCUCGGACUUCAUCUCUCUGCUCAGCGCCGACCUCGACCUCGAGUCGCCCAAGUCCCUCUACUCCAAGGAAUCAGUCUAUGAUCUCCUCCCUAAAGAGCUGCAGCUGCCACCUUCCAGGGAACUCUCAGUAGCAUCCAUGAGUCAAACCAGUGGGGGCGAAGUGGGUUCGCCCCCUCCGGGCGUAGUUGCUGCUGAUGCUUCUUCAGCUCCCUCUUCCUCCGUGGGCGGUGCUUGCAGCUCCUUUACCACCUCUUCCGGCCCCACCAUUUACUCUACCUCAGUCACUGACAGCAAAGCUAUGCAAGUGGAGGGCUGCUCCUCAGCCAUGGGGGUAAGUAACCGUGGGGUAAGUGACAAGCAGUUAACCAAUAACACAGUCCAGCAGCAGCAGCAGCUACAGUCCACCCCGAAGAGGCACACAGUCCUGUACAUCUCACCACCACCAGAGGAUUUGCUGGACAACAGCCGGAUGUCCUGCCAGGAUGAGGGGUGCGGAUUGGAGUCUGAGCAAAGCUGCAGUAUGUGGAUGGAAGACUCCCCCUCUAACUUCAGUAACAUGAGUACCAGUUCCUACAAUGAUAACACUGAGGUGCCACGUAAAUCUCGUAAACGAAAUCCAAAGCAGAGGCCAGGGAUCAAACCGAGAGAUUGUGAAGAAUCGACCAUGGAUAUCUUUGAUGCUGACAGUGCCAAAGCGCCUCAUUAUGUCCUUUCUCAACUCGGCACGGAGAGCAAAAGCAACUUGAAAGCAGGAAAUGGAACCCCAGAAGUCCCCAAGGCGACUGGAGGGAAGAAGAGCCCUAUGUUGUGUGGUCAGUACCUGAGUAAAAGUGAAGGCAAAGAGCUGAAGAUCCUGGUACAGCCGGAGACUCAACACAGAGCUCGCUACCUCACCGAGGGCAGCCGAGGCUCCGUGAAAGACAGAACCCAGCAGGGAUUCCCCACGGUCAAGGUGGAAGGUCACAACGAUCCAGUGACGUUACAGAUAUUUGUGGGUAAUGACUCUGGCCGGGUGAAGCCCCAUGGAUUCUAUCAAGCCUGCAGGGUCACAGGCCGGAACACCACGCCCUGCAAAGAGGUGGACAUCGAGGGCACAACUGUCAUCGAAGUGAGCCUGGACCCAAGUAACAGCAUGACCCUGGCGGUGGACUGUGUUGGAAUUCUGAAGUUGAGGAAUGCAGACGUCGAAGCCCGAAUAGGCAUUGCUGGUUCUAAGAAAAAAAGCACCCGAGCCAGACUGGUUUUCCGUGUCAGCAUCCCUCGGAAAGAUGGAUCUGUUCUAACGCUGCAGACUCCGUCCUCGCCCAUUCUGUGCACUCAACCUGCAGGUGUGCCGGAGAUCCUCAAGAAAAGCCUGCAUAGCUGUUCAGUUAAAGGAGAAGAGGAGGUCUUUUUGAUUGGGAAGAAUUUUCUGAAGGGAACCAAAGUGAUCUUCCAAGAGAACAUCUCUGAUGAAAGCUCCUGGAAAGCCGAGGCAGAAAUUGACAUGGAGCUGUUUCAUCAGAAUCAUCUAAUUGUGAAGGUGCCACCUUAUCAUGACCAGCAAAUAACUACACCUGUUUCUGUUGGGAUUUUUGUCAUGACCAAUGCUGGGAGAUCACAUGACAUACAACAAUUUACAUACACUCCAGAUACACCAGCUCAGACUCUGAAUGUGAAUGUGAAGCAGGAAAUAUCCAGCCCAACCCAGCCCUGCUCUUUUGUUGAUGCAGCCAAAGCGAACUCCAGUGGCUGCAAGCUGGACCAAGUCAAUCUUCUCCCCAGUGCCUUGGUACCUCCUCUCGGGCCAAACAGUAUCGUUAAGAAUGAAGAGGCUGCGCCAAUGGAACUUGUGGCCGAGAAAAGGUCUCUUCCUGCCUUUAAUACAACCAGCGCCAUUGGGCCAUCUCAGACCACUCUGGAGACCACCGUAUCCAGCCUCUUGGGGAAUGGCACUUUCUCCCCUCCUGCUUCUCAUUUAGCUCCAGAGAGUGAAAAGCAGCCCCUGCCACCCAAGUAUCCUCCUGAGGCCAGGCCUUCCCUUCAGGUUCCAGACCUGGUGCAGCCUGGCAGCUUCCCAGCCGCCUCUGCUCCCAGCCAGCUGCAGAACAGCGACACCCUCCUGCAGCAGGCCUCCCAGUUCUCCUUGAGGGAGCCGUCCUCCAGAGAGGCUUUGCAGUCAGACAACACAGCCAUGGCUUUGUCCCAGCUAACGGACACCCCCCAGCAGCCCCCUUGCCUUCAGGAGUCCAGCCAGGCCCUGCAGCAGCAGAUCUCCUCAAGCAUGUUCUCCUCGGCCGGCGGGGUGAGCCAGCUUCAGAGCACAAUCCAGCAGCUGCAGGCAGGGAGUUUUCAGUCCAGCCCCGGCGGCGGCGGCAGCAGCAACAGAAACAUGGACCUGGUCCAGCAAGUCCUGGAAGCUCAGCAGCAGCUGUCCUCUGUCCUCUUUUCAGGCUCCGAGGGGAGUGAGGAGGUCCAAGAGCAGCUCAAUGUAGACCUUUUCCAGCAGGUGAGCCAGAUCCAGAAUGGCGUCAACCAGGGCAUGUUUUCUUCCUCGGACUCCAUUCACUCAAGGGCAGAAGACCUUCUCCCCAGCCGAACCGAGACCCUGUGCCCACAGCCGGAGACUUCGAUGGCUGGACAGCAGCAGGCACAAGCGAUGGAGACGUCUGCUGCCAUGGUGAUUGACAUGCAGCAAGGCCUUUGCCAGGCCCCCAGCCACAUGCCCUCCGACUUGUUCGCCUCCUCUUCCUCCUCCUCCUCCUCCUCCUCCUCCUCCUCAGGAAAUGGAAGCAUCCAGCAGUCCCCAGUGUACCCGCCAGCUUCCCAUUUGAUAGGUGGGCUGUCGGCAAGUGAAGACAUGCAAAUGCAGUGUGAGCUGUUCUCUCCCAGCAGUGUCUCAAGCAACGAUACGGGUGCUACAGGGCAGCAGCAGCAGCAACAGCAGCAGCAGCAGCAGGAGCAGGUGCCCACCGGCAGCCCUGCCAUGUUCCCUGCUUCGGGCUCUGUGGACAGCAAAGAAGCUUCAGGACAAGCCAAGCAGAUGCAGAGCACUGUCUUUCAGGCGAUGGUCCAAAUGCAACACGGUGGGGACAGCCAGGCCCAGGUUGCUCUCUUCCCUUCCUCGGAGGACAUGAUAGCUGCCGUCCAAGGCACCGCAGCCCAGCAGCAGGGACUCUUCCAGCAGAGUGGGGAGAUGCUCUCUCUCCAGGCGGGCCCUUUCUUGCCCCCGGCUGCCCACUCCCAGCCUCAGCUGUUCCACUCUCAGAGCCCCAUUGGGGACACCCAGAGCAUCUCUCAGGAGGCCCCCAGUUCUCUGUUCCACAGCCAGAAUUCAGCCGCUUCUUCUGAGCAGCUGCAGCAGCAGCAGCCCAUGUUUCACUCCCAGGGCAGCCUAGGAGUUGUUCCGGACCAGCAGGCGGGCAGCCUGUUUCUCUCCCAGAAUGCUUUGGGCUCCUCCGUUGUGCAGGAGGAGCAGAUGCCCUUCUUCGCUACCCAGAGCUCUCUUUCUCCCUUGCAAGGCCCGGCCAGGACUGAACAGCAACCCUCCUUCCAGCAGCCCCACCUCCAAGGCCCUCUGCUCACCCAGGAGCAGCACCAGUCGACACAUCAGGGCCUCUUCCAGGCCCAAGUAACUCUGGGCCCCCUCCCUCCCUCUGGGGUGCCUCCCAACCAACAGGGGGGCAUUUUCCAAGCUCAGCAUUCACUUGUGGCUCUUCAAAAUAGUGCCUCCACCCAAGAACAGCAGCAGCAGCAGCAGCAGCAGCAGCAGCAGCAGCAGCAGCAAAAUAUGCAGUUCAGCAGUCAGAACGCCUUGGGGUCUGUGGCCUCUCAGAAGCCAACGCUGCUGUUCAGCUCCAGUCCCAGCACGAUGACCAGCCAGGAGCAGCAGCAGAGCCAGCCUCUCUUCCACCCCCAGAGGAGCCAAGAGCAGCAGCCCAUGCAGUUCCAGAGCCAGAGUUCAGGCUCCACUCAAGCUGAGCCACCACAGCCACCCCCAAGCUUAUUCCAUGGCUCCCCCCAGAUCCAGCUGGUCCAGGGAUCCCCCAGCCCUCAGGAGCAGCCAGUCACCCUCUUCAUAUCAUCGGCUUCCAUGUCUGCCUUGCAGAGUAACAUGAGCCAGCAGGAGUUGCAGCAACCCCCCCUGUACUCCCCACAGAGCAACCUGCCAAAUAUCCAGGACUCUCCGUCGCCCCCCCAGCAGCAGCAGCAGCAGCAGGCAGCCUCUUUGUUCCACAGUGUAUCUGCUGGAAGCUCCAUCAACCAGCUGCAGAACUCCUCCACCUCAUCCCCACAGACCUCUGGGAUGUUCCUCUUUGGCAUCCAAGACACAGGUUGUGGGCAGCUGUUAACAUCUGGACCAGGUUCCGUAUCAGAGCAGAUGAUGACCCUCAGCCAAGCACAGAAUGAGGCACAGCCGUCCGUCACGGCUCUCCUGUCCCAGCAAAUGUCAGAGAGUCCUCAGAUUUCUUCUGCGCUGACCACCGAUCAGAAUAUAAAGAAGAUUGAUGACUUGCUUGUAUCCCUACAAAAUCAGGGGAACAAUACCAUGGCUGGCUCCUUCUAACAAGUGAGAAAUCGUGCACUGGACAGACUGCAUUAGCUCUGGUGAUUCUGGAGUUAACUCUUCCCUGUUGAAAGAUGGCCUAAAGCAACACCACCCUGGAAGUUCUGCUGAAGUGGGGGGCAAAGCCAGGUUUUGGGUUAGCCAGGCGUGGGCUGGACUGUUAUCCCCAUCCCCAGUUCUGUGGGGGAUGCGGAGUGUGGCUGUCACCUGUCAGCAAAAGGCAAGAACGCUGGGCUCGCUCUCUCCCUCUCCCGUUCUUUUUCUGGUUUUUACGAUUCUUCGGGCGCAUUUCCUGUGUCCUCAAUCAUUUGAUGGCUUCCCAUGAUUUGUGGCUACGUAUGGGAAUGGUUUCCAUUGGAAAAAGUGGCUCGAGCUGCCUGGCAGAAGUCUUCUGUGUACGCUGUGAAUCCCACCCAGGAUCAUGGCUCGAUGCUGCACGUGUCGGGUGAUGAAUGAGCACACCUGGAUUGGGCUCAGAAGCAGCAGCUGGUGUCCCAUCCGAGUGGUGGGAGAGGUUUGAGGGGCGCCAGGGGGGCCUUGUGGAGAGGACAGCCUCGGAUCAGGGCUGUGGCUUGCUGAGAGCUGGGCGCAAGUGCUCCGCUCUUCCCCCUUCUCAGAAGAACCAGUUGCUGCUCGAGGGAACCGGGCUCUUUUGGGAGUCUGCUGUGAUCAAACGGUGGCUGGCUCUUCUUAAAGCUCCUCACUGGAGUUUCCCACCCUCCUAUUUAAAUAUUCUGCCAUGUACAGAAUUAAUAUUUCGGAGGACCAGAAAAGCAGAAAAAAAUGUUUUGUGAUGAAUGCACAGCAAGAUUUAGGGAAGGAAGAGUAGAGUUUAGGUUGCUUUUGACACCAUUGCUAUUGUUGGGGACACGGGGCCUUCUCUAAGCUCCCCUUUGAACUCCAAGGCACGGGAGCAGCUUGGCUCCUGCCACAGGCGUUGGAUAGAAGGCCAGCGCGGUCCUAGCAGACUCUCCUGGGGUUCACCUCCUGCAGCCGCCCCCGCAUCUCUUGCGCAUCCACCCCUGCGUGCAGCCUCUGCCACUCCAGAGGGUCCCUGGGCAGCUCUUGCGGAGCUCCAGGGCUGCUGGGGGGACGUCUCGGCUGCUUGUCUUCUGUGUUGGGAAGGGUGUCCCUUGUCUCCCUCGUGCGCCCCUGG